Messenger RNA from Microdochium trichocladiopsis, 2394 nucleotides. RefSeq names its product ubiquitin carboxyl-terminal hydrolase-domain-containing protein. The transcript has 5 exons. Gene Ontology annotation, molecular function: cysteine-type endopeptidase activity; cysteine-type deubiquitinase activity. The coding region runs from base 1 to 2394 and encodes 797 amino acids. The record is from RefSeq and is a predicted model, not a curated record. Gene Ontology annotation, cellular component: nucleus; cytosol. Lineage: Eukaryota; Fungi; Ascomycota; Sordariomycetes; Xylariales; Microdochiaceae. Gene Ontology annotation, biological process: protein deubiquitination.
AUGAAGGCUACCGGCCUGCCAAAGCGGUUCCUGAGCCGGAAGGACAAGCAGGGCCAUCGCCGCGACAAAUCGUCCGAUGCUUCACACAAGCACCGAUCGUCCGACUUCUUCUCUCUGCUCAAGCGCGACUCUGCCAAGACUCAAGAGAAUGAACAAGCCAAGGAAGAUGCGAAGGCGUUUAAACAGCGCGUAAUCGAGCUUAACCACGACCUUGCCAUCGCCAGCUUGAACGACGAACAUAUCCGCUAUGCCCUCCGCCACAAAUAUUCUUCGGGAGAUGUCGACAAGGCCAUUGAAUUGCUUGCGCUGCAGAAGAAGUCCUUCCAAGGCCAGAUCAUACCGUACAACUCGAAUGUACAUAUGUUGGGGGCGGAGAAUCGUGGUGCGGUGACAUGCUACCUCGAUUCUCUGCUUUUUGCCAUGUUUGCGAAGCUCGAGUCCUUUGAGUGCAUGCUCAAGCACGAGAUCGAUGACCCUGCUGCCAUGAGGCUGGCUGCACUCUUGCGGUUGUGGGUCAAUAUGCUUCGGUCGGGCAAACUGAUCGAGGCCGACAUGACACAUCACAUUCAGGAUGCUCUAGCAGACUGUGGGUGGAAAGACGCACAAUUGCUCGAGCAGCAAGAUACCUCAGAAGCUUUUGGCUUCAUAACCGAAACGUUACAAUUGCCUCUAAUGCCCCUUCAAGUGGAUCUGUUUCACCACGGAAAGAAUGAUGACGCAGACCAUAAAGUCGUCUACGAAAGACUGCUCAAUCUGGCAGUACCUGAAGACACGGACGGCAAAGGGGUCGACUUGGAAGAUUGCCUCGAGGAGUACUUCAAUACACAAGUUGAUGUGCAAAGAGAGGGUAGCACCGACGAUAAGAAAGUCAGCAUCCGUACGACAAUCUCUCAAGUCCCUCUGACUCCAGAUACCCCGAGCACGCCUUUGAGUGCUAUUAGAAUAGGAGAUGACGUCAGGGAAUGCCAGUCGCCAGCCGAGGAUCCUGACAAGACGGAGCAAUUGGCCUUGGAGAGGAGCCAAACAGCGAUCUCCUUAUCAGUACCGGCAUCUUCUCAACCAGCCGUUCGCCCACAUCGUGCAAGAACCGAGAGCAUAAUCCAGCGCGUCGUGAUUGACCCUAGUGGCAAACCGACGGAUACCGAUACAGCGAGUCUCUUUCAGCGAGCGAAGCGGUCAGCCUCCGUCGUCAAGGCUGUCACUAUUCCCGCAUGGCAGUUCUUCAAGCUUAUUCCAUGGCAUUCCGCUGCCAAUAACGAGCCGCAGAGUGAUCUCGAAGUCGCGCGACACUUCAGCCAGCGUCCAGUCGUUGGCAUCUGCCUCAAGCGGUAUAUGAUGGACGAACACGGCAACAUGUGUCGCAAGAACACCUACAUUGAUAUCCCGGAUAGUCUACGACUACCUCAAUUCAUUGCCGACGAACGGCUUGUAGAGGAGAACGGCCUGAGCGCGGACUACAAGCUGGUGUUGCAAUCGGUAGUGUGCCAUCGUGGCGACUCACUGCACUCCGGCCACUACAUCUCAUUCUGCAGGGUGGCGCCCAAGCUUCUCACUGACAAUCGUAUGCACGAGAGCGAUCCUCCGCCAGAUUACGAGGAAGCUCAGUGGGUAAAAUUCGAUGACCUGUGCAUCGAGCAACGCAUCGCGCCUGUUGACGACAUAAAACAAGCGCUUAAGGAGGAGAUGCCAUAUCUUCUUUUCUAUCAGAUCGUCCCGAUCGUAGACAUGACUGCGAGCUCGACUGACGGUACAAGCAACGGGCCCCCGUCCUACAACGAUUCUAGACUCAACAUCACUGUGUCGGAAUCUGACCCAAGCCCAAACCGUCCGCCCGUAUCGCGACAAACUAGUAGCUAUUUCGACAACACCGGCACGGGGCCGUCAACGAGCAGCAGCAUCAGAUUCUCAUCGGAGCUGGAGCGGCCGCCUCGUCGGAGCUUUGCCGAUGAGGAUGGGUUCCUGACUGCAUCGAGGCGAGCUAGUGUGGCACUCGUUGAUGUGGGCUCUCCGCGCCGCGGCAGGACUCCCGACAGCCACUCACCCGCUACAAGUCCCGGCGAGGAGACGACAGCGCAAAGGCUCAGUCGCGCUGCAGCCAAGUUCAAGUCUGGCAGCAAGAGCAGGCCUCAAAGUCCUUCAGGCGAAGGUCGCAUCAGCCUCACAAUGAGCCGACUGGGUUUCAGGCGGGCGAGCCGAGAGAUGAUACGAGAUACAACCACGACAACUGAUAAUGAGGAGGAUUUUGUUGAGGUUGCGGUCGUGGAUGGAGCAGCAGACGAGAAGGAUACAGACAAAGGCGGCAAAAGCCACGGCAGAGGAGACAAGCCGAAGAGCCGGCUGAGACAUGGGAAGGCAAAGGCCGAUGUGCCUGACAGGGAGUGCGUCGUUCAGUAG